Molecule: messenger RNA, 1670 nt
Organism: Oryza sativa Japonica Group (Japanese rice)
Lineage: Eukaryota; Viridiplantae; Streptophyta; Magnoliopsida; Poales; Poaceae
Source: RefSeq, a predicted model, not a curated record
AACAGACACACACCACCACCACUCUCUUCUCUACUACACUCCCCCUAGAGCUCAUGAGAGAGAGGUCCAGGCAGCUGAGCUGAGAGAGAGUACGUGAGCCCACACGAGAAUAUUUGAAGCGCGGGGUUCGUGGUGUGUGCGUGUGCGUCUCUCUCUGUCUCACUCUCUGUGUGAGUGCGAGACAGUGAGACACUGCAGCCUUUCUCCUCUCCCCUUCUUCUUCCUCCUCUUCUAGCUAUGGCUUUCUUGGUGGAGAGGUGCGGGGAGAUGGUGGUGUCGAUGGAGAUGGGGCCGCACGGCGGCGGCGGCGCGGCGGCGGGGAAGCCGGUGCCGGCGCCGUUCCUGACGAAGACGUACCAGCUGGUGGACGACCCCUGCACCGACCACAUCGUGUCGUGGGGCGAGGACGACACCACCUUCGUCGUGUGGCGGCCGCCGGAGUUCGCCCGCGACCUCCUCCCCAACUACUUCAAGCACAACAACUUCUCCAGCUUCGUCAGGCAGCUCAACACCUAUGGUUUCAGGAAGAUAGUAGCUGACAGGUGGGAGUUCGCCAACGAGUUCUUCAGGAAGGGAGCCAAGCACCUCCUCGCCGAGAUUCACCGGCGGAAGUCGUCGCAGCCGCCGCCGCCGCCGAUGCCGCACCAACCCUACCACCACCACCACCACCUCAAUCCCUUCUCGCUGCCGCCGCCGCCGCCGGCGUACCACCACCACCAUCUAAUCCAAGAAGAGCCCGCCACGACGGCGCACUGUACUGUCGCCGGAGACGGCGGCGAAGGCGGGGACUUCCUGGCGGCGCUGUCGGAGGACAACCGGCAGCUGCGGCGGCGCAACUCGCUGCUGCUGUCGGAGCUGGCGCACAUGAAGAAGCUCUACAACGACAUCAUCUACUUCCUCCAGAACCACGUCGCGCCGGUCACCACCACCACCACCACCCCCUCGUCGACGGCCAUGGCGGCGGCGCAACACCACCUUCCAGCCGCCGCCUCCUGCAGGCUGAUGGAGCUCGACUCCCCCGAUCACUCGCCGCCGCCGCCGCCGCCCAAGACUCCAGCAACCGACGGCGGCGACACGGUGAAGCUGUUCGGCGUGUCGCUGCACGGCAGGAAGAAGCGGGCGCACCGGGACGACGACGACGGCGUCCAUGACCAGGGAAGCGAGGUGUGAGCGAGCUUUGCAGCCGCCAUGCUUGCUCGAUCUCGUGUACAUAUAGAGAAGAGAGGAUGAUGAUGAGCUAGCUCGAUCGAUCAGCUCAGCUCAUGCUGCUGCUUGAUUUCUUGAGGAGGAUGACGACGACGACGACGAUUGAUUUGCGCAAGGGUGCAGGUGUUAAUUAGUUUGUUAAUUAGUCUUUGAGAUGAGAUGACAAGAGUUGAUUAGCGUUAAGGUAGGAGUAGCUAGCUAGGAGGUAAUUAGGAUCAAUCAAAUCAAUUAGUAGCUAGCUGCUACUGCUAGUGCUUAAUUGCACUUAGGUAGCUCUUGUUUUGUUCUUGCUUAUUUUGAUCUUGCCAUGCAUCAUGCAUGCCAUGCAUCAUGUGAGAGAGUACUGAUCACCUUUCAUGCUGGUGAAGAGUGAUGAUCAGAUGAGGAACUAGCUUAAUUAGCUAGCUAAGUGGAUGUUAAAUGGUACUAAUGAAGUCCAAGGCAUCUAAGUUUUUGCACCUUAA